Messenger RNA from Triticum turgidum subsp. durum (durum wheat), 1167 nucleotides. NCBI's taxonomy places the organism in Eukaryota, Viridiplantae, Streptophyta, Magnoliopsida, Poales, Poaceae. The record is from the annotation of a GenBank genome assembly.
AUGGGUGCGGACCAGUUCGAAAGCACGAGCGACAAGGACACCUUCUUCAACUGGUACAUGGUCUUCCUCUACACCUCCUUCAUGCUUGGCGACACAGCCAUCGUCUACAUCCAGGACAGCAUUUCAUGGGCCGUGGGCUUUGGUGUUUGCCUCGCCACUUCGGCGUUGGGCCUGGUCAUGCUUCUUCUGGGCGUACGUUACUACCAGAUGCCGGCAACAAAGGGCAACCCAUACACAGAGCUGGCUCGCGUCAUUGUUGCUUCCGUGCGCAAGGUUGGCAUCAAAGUCGGCGGCGUACACGGCAGUGUGCAGUACAACGUCGGUGCCGGCGCCCUUGUGGACUCGGCCGCUGACGAGGCACCAAGCAAAAACUUAAGAUUUCUGAAUCGAGCCGCCAUGAUCACUGCAAGUGACGACAGCUCCAGGUCCGGAGAUGGAUCAGGUGGUGCGUGGCGGCUGUGCACAGUGCAGCAGGUGGAGGGCCUCAAGGCCCUCCUCAGCAUCAUCCCGGUGUGGUCAUCCGGUAUACUGUUGUUCAUGUCGAUCGGCGUGAUGAUCGGCAUGAUCGUCCUGCAGGCGCUCGCUAUGGACCGCUCCGUUGGACCACACUUCAGCAUCCCGGCGGGGUCGGUCGCCGUCAGCUGUCGCGUCUCGUUCAUCUUGGCCACCCUGGUCCUGGACCGUGUUGUAUUCCCUCUUUGGCGCAGGAUCACCGGUGGCACGCCACCGACACCGCUGCAGCGCGUGGGCAUCGGCCACGUUUUAAAUGUCACUGCCAUGGUCGCUGCCGCACUGGUGGAGCGCCGGAGGCUUGCGCAACCUGGCGUGCCCAUGUCCGUGAUGUGGCUCCUGUUCCCGCUGGGCAUCGUCGGGGUCGGGGAGGCCCUGCACUUCCCUGGGAGCAUGGCUUUCUACUACCAGGAAUUUCCCAACACGCUGCGGAGCCUGGCUACGGCCAUGGCUCCGAUGCUCGUAGCGUUGGGAUUCUUCUCGAGCACCAUGUUUAUGGACGUGGUGACGCGGAUCACGGCGUGGCUGCCGGAGAACAUAGACCACGGGAGGCUGGACAACGUAUACUGGACGCUUGCGGCUUCGGGGACACUCAACCUUGCAUAUUUCCUCGCCUGCGCCAGGCGAUACAAGUACCACAACCGAGCGGCAACAUAG